Messenger RNA from Fraxinus pennsylvanica, 2160 nucleotides. Lineage: Eukaryota; Viridiplantae; Streptophyta; Magnoliopsida; Lamiales; Oleaceae. The record is from the annotation of a GenBank genome assembly.
AUGGCAAGUAAGAAAAAAAUUGCCACACUAAGUAUAUCUCCCAUAUUGUUGGUUGCCAUGGUGGUUGCUCUUACAAUCGGUACCCGGGAAGAUAAAACCGAGACUUCUGAUCGCCAGGAUUUAUCUUCAUCUUCGAAGGCCAUCCAAACUAUUUGCAGAUCGACAGACUAUCAAGAAACUUGCAUCGAUACCCUCAAAUCUUCAGAUAAGGACACUGACGAUCCCAAAGAACUCAUCGAGAUUGCUUUUGAAGUGACAAUCAAGUAUAUUGAAGAUGCUGCUAAGAACUCGACUGUCUUGCAAAAGCUUCAAAGUGAUCCCCGAGCAAAAUCAGCUCUCGAUGACUGCCAUGAGCUAGCAAAUCGUGCAGUUAACGAUCUCAGGAGAUCAUAUAACAUGUUUAAGGAAUUUGAUGUAGCUAGUUUUAAUGCCGUGCUGUCUGAUUUGAAGAUUUGGCUUAGUGGAGCCAUCACAUAUCAAGAAACAUGUCUUGAUGGUUUUGAAGAUGUCCCUGGAGAUGCAGAGGAGAAAAUGAGGGAGUCUUUGAAAAAAGCCAUGGAAUUAACAAGCAAUGGCUUGGCAAUGGUGACUGAAAUCUCGUCCGUGCUCGAGUCUUUAGGUGUUCAAGGAUUUAACAAUCGUCGUCUCCUUUUUGAAGACAUUCCUAUCAUGGGACAUCGCGGUGAAAUUUCUGAUUGGAUUGACAUUGAAAGGCGUGAGCUUCUUAGUUCCAAGUCUAAGGAAAUCAAGCCUGAUCUUGUUGUAGCGAAGGACGGAUCAGGGAAGUACCAGACGAUUAAUGAAGCCUUGAAAGACAUCCCAAAAAAUGGCAACGAGACUUUUGUACUCUAUAUCAAAGAAGGUGUUUAUGAAGAGAAGGUUCAGUUCAACAGCAGCAUGACUCAUUUGUUCGUUAUUGGUGAUGGACCGACAAAGACGAAGAUAACUGGACAUUUGAACUUCAUAGAUGGAACUAACACAUACCAAACAGCAACAGUCGCCGUACAAGCCGACAAUUUCAUGGCCAAAGAUGUUGGAUUUGAAAACUCUGCUGGUGCCGAAAAGCAUCAGGCUGUGGCAUUGCGUAUCAGCGCAGACAAGGCAAUCUUCUACAAUUGUCAGAUGGAUGGCUACCAAGAUACUCUUUAUGCACACACGUACCGCCAAUUCUAUAGGGAUUGUGUGAUCUCCGGUACAGUUGACUUCAUUUUUGGCGAUAGUGCUGCUGUCUUCCAGAACUGCACAUUGGUGGUUCGAAAGCCUAUGGACAAUCAGCAAAACAUUGUGACAGCACAAGGCAGGAAGGACGUGCGCCAGCCGACUGGACUUGUCCUCCAAAACUGUACCUUCACUGCUGAUCCCUCAUACUUUCCAGUCCGCAAGACGCUCAAAUCAUACCUUGGCCGACCCUGGAAAGAAUACUCUCGAACCAUCAUCAUGGAGUCGUAUCUUGAUGAUCUGAUCCAACCACAAGGGUGGUUGCCAUGGAACGAGACUUUCGCUCUUGACACAUUGUUUUAUGCUGAAUUCAACAACAGAGGCCCAGCCGCACCCAAGGCACAGAGGAUUAAAUGGCCCGGGGUUAAGGAACUUCCAUCCAACCGGGUUGAACGCUUUACAGCAGCCGAGUUCAUUGGUGGUGAUAUAUGGAUACCAUCCACAGGGGUACCCUAUGCUUCAGGCUUCAUAUUCCCAGUUCCAAAAGAAGAUCCAAAUGUGAAAUACUCUCCCGUUGUACCGGAAGAAAACAAAGAUUUGGGGAAAACGGACCAAAAAGAAUCUUACAUUCCUUCAGACAAAAAAGACAGAGACAAAGAUUCAGACAAAAAGAAAGACGAAGACAAAGAUGAAGACAAAAAGAAGCAUGAGGAUGAUGAUAAAGAUUCAGAUAGUAAGAAUGACAAAGACUCUGACAAAAAGAACAAUUCAGACAAAGAUUCAGACGGAAAGGAAGAAAAAUCUUCUAAGGACUCCAACUCUGAUUCUGGAUAUGAUUUUGUAAUUGUUGAGGCUCCCGCACCCUCUUCCGCUGGCGGCUCAGCCUCGUAUGGGGCGGUGCCUAGUUCAGUCGCCCAAAGUCCAUAUGCAGCUGCACCAGCUCUUAGCCCAACCUCGCCACCCAAGCAAUCAAUGCUUAAAAUGUUUUUCGGAUGGCAUUAA